Plenodomus lingam JN3 is the source of this 612-nucleotide messenger RNA. NCBI's taxonomy places the organism in Eukaryota, Fungi, Ascomycota, Dothideomycetes, Pleosporales, Leptosphaeriaceae. The record is from RefSeq and is a predicted model, not a curated record.
AUGGCAAGUGUUGUGCUAGGGUACGGAAGCGCGUUCCCAUCUGCCGUCAUGCUCGGGCGCAUUGCCUCGAACAGCGGCGGGAAACCGACAGCAGCCUUCAGCCCUCACCGGAUCGCAGCAGCCAGCCGAAAGGAGAUGCUGCAGACUACUGCCCAGCGGUCAGAGGCUCGUGCCGUGUCGUUCGUGACUUGUCGCUGCACUGCACUGCAAGCGAAAGCGACACAGGGCGGCCCGUUAGAUGAAAAAGAUGAGGCCGAGGUGCUGCCAGGUGCUGUGCCACGCUGUUUUGUGAUGCCAUGCCGUGCUCCUUGCUUGCAUUGGCAGCAGUGGCAGCAACAACAGCAGGUGGGCAGCGAGCGCAGCAACCAUGCAGCCCUUUUCUCUCUCUCUCCCUCUCUCUUUCUCUUUUUCGUUCUCCCACCUUGCGGCAGGGUUUGCAGCUUGGAUGGCGAGUGGAGCUGUUUCUUUGCAGAGAGAGGGGGGGGGGCCAUUUGCAGCUGGCUGGCCAAAAACGCAAGCGGUGGAAACAAGCGCGGUGCAACCAAGUGGCAAAAACGGGCUGGUAGCCAUGAGUGGUCAGCGCGGAAAAAGUGGCCGCGUAUGAAGGUAUGA